GCGCAGAGAAAGAACAUGCUGAAGGGCUGAUCGGAGCCUUCACACACGCGCAGGUGGUAUCCGUUAAUAUCCGACCGAAGACCCGUGAAGUGAAGCGGCCGAGUCAUGAAGAACGAAGGCAUUGAGGGGAUGGAGAGGUUCGAGAGCCCGGGCAAAGGCAGAGGCCUGCGGGCGCUGAGGCACUUCGCGGUGGGGGAGCUGGUGUUCGCCUGCCCCGCGUACUCCUCCGUGUUGACGGUAAACGAGAGAGGAGCGCACUGUGAGCACUGCUUCACCAGAAGAGAAGACCUUUUUAAGUGUGGUAAAUGUAAGCAGGCGUACUACUGCAAUGUGGACUGUCAGAGAGGUGAUUGGCCAAUGCACAAGCUGGAGUGUGUAUCCAUGUGUGCCUUAGGGGAGAACUGGUGUCCAUCAGAGACGGUCAGACUGGUGGCCAGAAUCAUCAUGAAACAGAGAGUCACGACAGAGCGCACCCAGUCAGAGAGGCUGCUCCUGCUCACAGAGUUUGAAGCUCAUUUAGAUAAGACGGACGGCGAGAAGGAUGAGAUGAACCAGUCGGGCAUCGCAGCGCUGCAUCACUUCUACUCCAGACACAUCAGCGACCUCCCGGACGAUCAGGCUCUCACUGAGCUCUUUGCACAGGUUAACUGCAAUGGUUUUACCAUUGAGGAUGAAGAACUGUCUCAUUUGGGAUCAGCUGUUUUUCCCGAUGUAGCACUGAUGAAUCACAGCUGCAGCCCUAAUGUCAUAGUGACUUAUAAAGGCACAGUGGCUGAAGUCAGAGCUGUUCAAGAAAUAAACCCUGGGGAGGAGAUAUUUAACAGUUACAUUGACCUGCUCUAUCCAACAGAGGACAGGAAAGAGAGGUUGUUAGAGUCGUACUUCUUCGUGUGCCAGUGUACAGAGUGCACCACAAAGUCUAAGGACAAAGCAAAAAUGGCAACCAGGAAGCAAAGCUCUCCACCAAAGCCAGAGGAAAUCCAGUCUAUGCUCCACUACGCCAAGAAUGUCAUCGAGGAGUUCAGGAGAGCCAAACACUACAAAACUCCCAGUGAGCUGCUUGAAAUGUGCGAGCUCAGCCUGGAGAAAAUGGGGACUGUAUUUGGGGACACAAAUGUCUACAUGCUGCACAUGAUGUAUCAGGCCAUGGGUGUCUGUCUUUACAUGCAAGACUGGGACGGAGCUAUGAGCUAUGGAGAAAAGAUCGUUCAGCCAUACAGUGUAUACUACCCUGCCUACUCUCUGAAUGUGGCGUCAAUGUAUCUGAAAUUGGGCCGUCUGUAUUUGGGAUUGGAAAAGAAGACGCAAGGAGUGAAAGCUCUAAAGAAGGCGUUGGCCAUCAUGGAGGUUGCUCAUGGGAAAGAUCACCAUUAUGUAGCAGAAGUCAAAAAUGAAAUCGUGGAGCAGAAGUAAAGGCGAUGCAACUAAGAAGCAAAAAGAGACGGAGCUAGAAAAAAGCACCUACAUGAGGGGACCUCUUGAAAAGCAACACCAACAAUCAAAUCAUAUCUGCAUGGCAUCUGCAUGCGUCUUACUUCUUCUGAUUAUUUUUUUUUUUUAACUUUUUGUCCUCUGAAACUGGUUUCAUGUUUCAUCGUCAUUCAUGUCUGCUGUCAAAGUGUCCAUGUCUUGGAUCUGUCACACCUGGACACAAACUGAUUAGGCUUACAUUUAAAAAGUCCAACGUUAUUUGAAAAUAUCGAUGUCUCAUUAAACUCAUUUAACACCAGUGCUGUUUUUCAAAAGAACAGGUCGCAAAAGCAGAAAUUUAAAGCAUCUGAUCUGCUUUUUUGGAGGAAACGAAGCUUCUGUGUGGCCAUUGUCAGAAGUGAAGUUUCCCCUGUUUUUGUCUGAAUAAUUAUCUUUGUGUUUUGUGGACUCAUUGAUGAACCGCAGCAGAGCAUCUGCUUGUGAUCUGAAAGUUUGAGUAGCUGUUUAAAGAGAGGACUUUGUGACAUCCUGGGAGCCAAUGAAAUAUCCAGCAGCACAGUUUUUAGCAUUGUUUUUGUUCAAACUGAAAAAAAAUCUGACUGACCAUGUGUCAGGUUCUCUGUAGCAGUGCAGAAGAGAAUACAAGGAACUUUUUCUCAACGUUU
Molecule: messenger RNA, 2096 nt
Organism: Solea solea (common sole)
Lineage: Eukaryota; Metazoa; Chordata; Actinopteri; Pleuronectiformes; Soleidae
Gene: smyd2a
Product: SET and MYND domain containing 2a
Exons: 12
Coding region: 106-1413 (435 amino acids)
Cellular component (GO): nucleus
Molecular function (GO): protein binding
Source: RefSeq, a predicted model, not a curated record